GUACCAAUUAAUAAGCUUCUAAGGCUAAGCCAGGCAUGACAACCAAAGCGCCAGCAUCCUUAGCUGCCCUGGUAUUACCCAGCAAAUUUAAGAAUUCAAUCAGCACAAAUUUACCCCUGAUCAUGUUAUACUAAAACUGUUUUACAGCUACCCGGUGAAAGUGUGUGUCAACAUAUACUCUUUGUUUGUGACAGCACCGCCCUAAUAUCACUAUUGACGACCCUGUUGGCUCCCUGUGUAAACACUGUGUCCUAUUUAUCUACAUCCAUGCUAUUUCAACUUCAAUAUUGAACCUGGCCAGGUUGUCCGUGUCUCGUCUGCACAGUGAACCUAACAUAAUGACCUCAGGUAAUGAGACGUAAUGACGUUGCUGUUAACACAGCUGCCCUGUCUCAUGUGUUCCAUUCUCCCCAUUGGACUUUGAACCUAAUAAAACUGGAAAGGUCAUUUGGAAGCUGCCACAAGAGCCGUGGUACGUCGAGAAAUGAUACUUUCUUCGCCCUGACUACACAUUCGGACAACACGUACCCCGAACGUUUUCCAUCGACAGUACGCACGACUGGGACAGAUAUGUGGAGAGCUUUGGUUAUCGAUAUAGCUCUGUUGGUAAUUUCCCUCUCCUCAGAUGUACGGGGAUCUGUUACGACCACGGAGCCACAACCAUGGGAUGUACAUUGUCCAAGAACGUAUAUCAGAGAGUGCGAGUGUAUUGCAAAGUGGGAUGACUUCUUGCACAGACAGGUGAAAACAGUGACGUGUUCCGGACCGAUCAAUACUACCAACUUCAUGUUGCCCAACACAACGGAGUCAGUGCGACUUGAGAACGUGGCUGGUUUGGAGGCGGGGAUGUUUGAGGGAGCGGAGGAAAUGAUGGUUCUCCAGGUGAAUGGGCUCAUGUCUGACAGUGUACCUCCGAACAUGUUGAAAGGCAUGGACAAUCUGAAGUUUUUCUCCUUGAGAUUUAACCUAGACAUGACGUCACUACCAGACAAGUUCUUCGGGAAUCUCCGAAACCUCGAGAAGAUCGACAUUUCUGAGACGGGAAUUCAGGUGCUGUUCGUGGACACAUUCGCGAACCUAACUGCACUAAGAUACUUAGGGCUGUCUAGAAACAACAUAGGGAACCUAGAGGCUGGGGUGUUUGACGACUUGUCGUCAUUGUUAUUCCUCGACUUGCACGCGAAUAACAUGUCUUCGCUUCCACCUGUCGGACAGUUGACAAGCCUAUCAGAACUCCAUCUGCAACACAACAGUAUCACAACCAUAUCUCCUCCGGCUCUGGACGAACUGCACUCCUUGACAAAACUAGAUCUAUCUAGAAAUGCGAUAAAGACCAUCCCAGCGGGCACACUUAUACAGCUACAGCGGUUGUCUUUCUUUGACGUUGCUUACAACCCUAUCGAAACUGUGUUUGAAGACACGUUCGUGGGGCCGACGAAUCUGACCGAUCUGGGUCUGGACGACCAUCAGCUCGACACGUGGGAUCCUGCCGUGCUCUUGAACUUGACUUCUCUCCAGUGGCUGCACAUCGGCAGUGUCCGUUACGACUGGGACCAAGUCAUGUAUGAAGGAGGCCAGUGGUGGUUUAGUUGCCCACCUGAGGCAUGCGUGUUCGGUGACUGCCACAUAGCUCAUCAUCAGCCCAACUGUACCUGCCGCCAGGGGUUUUCCGGGGAUGCAUGCGACACACCCAUUGUUCACAACGACGGGUUGCCAACUUGGGUAGCUGUGGUAGCGGUGACAGUCACAGUAAUUGCGAUGGUGGUGACCGUAUUUGGGUGUGACCGGUUCUGGAGGAAUAGAAAACGUCGGUACGAAAACGUUUGAAAUGGCCCCCUUUGUCAUGGGCGGAUUUUGCACUGAGAGCUGAUGAUGACUUGUCAUGUGUAAUGACAAGAAGAGAAAAUGAUAUACAAGAAAUAACAAGCAAUUAUUUUCUAUUUUAUUCGGGGCUAUAUAUGAAUUGAUAAAAUCUUCAUCAGUCAAUCUUAAAUGGCAUUUUUUCAAUUGAUGCACUGAUAUGCACAGAAUCAACACAGAAUUAUCAAUAUGUUUCUGGGUUGGGAAUCUUAAAAUGACCCCAGGAAGUUAGUUUUCGAAAUUUAUUUCUCCAGCAUACAUAUCACAGAGAAAUUAAAUAGCUUUCAUAUACGCAAUUAUGAAUUGAGCACAUUUGCUGUAGGUGCUGAGAGUCUAGGACAUAAUAGUUUGAAAAAUGUAUGAAGUAGCUUACCACGAAUUAUAUGUAUAAUUUGAUUCAAUGCAUUUACAUGGGAUUCUGUGAUGUGAACUGUUGCAAGUUAAUGUACUUGUCCAUUGUGUCGAUCAAGGCUGUUGCCAUUCGUAUGUGCCUAACAAAUGUUUAAAACAACCUCAUGCUUGACCAAGCUACUGAAAGAGCAGGGCUGAUAGUUAGGGAAAGUACAUCCCUUUAGCACAUUUCUCUGAUAUUAAUGUAUUGUAAAGUUGUAUCAUGAGAGAUUUUGUUACAAUA
Messenger RNA from Branchiostoma floridae (Florida lancelet), 2494 nucleotides. Its product is annotated as leucine-rich repeat transmembrane neuronal protein 2-like. Gene Ontology annotation, cellular component: plasma membrane. The coding region runs from base 352 to 1827 and encodes 491 amino acids. The record is from RefSeq and is a predicted model, not a curated record. Gene Ontology annotation, molecular function: protein binding. NCBI's taxonomy places the organism in Eukaryota, Metazoa, Chordata, Leptocardii, Amphioxiformes, Branchiostomatidae. The transcript has 2 exons.